Messenger RNA from Olea europaea var. sylvestris, 4028 nucleotides. RefSeq lists its product as uncharacterized. The coding region runs from base 408 to 950 and encodes 180 amino acids. The record is from RefSeq and is a predicted model, not a curated record. The transcript has 2 exons. Lineage: Eukaryota; Viridiplantae; Streptophyta; Magnoliopsida; Lamiales; Oleaceae.
AUAUGUGUUCAAAUGAUAUCAAAAUACUGUUGAAAAAUGCAUUUUUCAAAAGAAUGGGGCUCAAACAAGGGUUAAAUGUGUUAUUUUAAUGUAUUAUUUCGCAUUAAUAAUGCUCUUGGAUCUUUUGAAAUCUAAAGAAGGGAAAAUUGCAGCAAAGUCCCAAAUUUUUAAAACAAUUACAGACUUUUUUCAAACCUUUGAUUUAUGGCAGACGUCACUCCUAACAUUUACAUACGUUGCAGUAAAAGUCCUUUUGGAUGGAAACCGUUCAAACGCCCGUCAGUUGAUCGCCCAAAUUAAAAAUUGACCAUUUUAACCAAAAUAGAGGAGGGUAAAAUCGUCCAAACACUUAAAAAACCUUUUUAUCUUCCUUUUUACUUGUUUUUUGAAUUUCUAGUGCACGACUAAUGGGAAGAAGAGAAGAAAGAUUUGCGACGAAAAGGAUAAUGAACUCGCCUGAAGUUGGAGAAGUCGAUGACAGAGAUGUCGAAUUUGUGUGCCAUCUAAGGGGAUCUCUACGGAAAUUGGUCUAUGGAGAGAACUCCGCCUAUUUCACGAUCCGCCUAAACCAUGGUGGGAUGAUUUUCAGUAAGAUGCGAAAUUACGUAUAUGAACAUGGUAAGAUCAACUAUCUUGACUACGUGGAUCCAUAUUUAUUCAACCGAUUUCUGUUAGACAAUGCAAUGAAGAUGCUGAGUUACAAAGAGCGAAUGAGAUACAUCUAUAGGCUUGAAAAGAAAAGAUUGUCAGAGGGGUCAUUUUGGUUAGUUACUGAUGCAGACUUCAUGAAUGUUGUAAAAUGGGUUGGUCCUACAAGAGUUGCAGAUAUGUACUUUUUGCCGAUACAUACCACAGUGUUGGAAUUACUGUGGGAUGAGAAUGUACCAACUGGAUGUAUAGUGAUUGAUAUAGAAAUUGGUGAGAUUUUGGAAAGUGUGUGUCAACAAUGAGGAUACGGAGGUUGGACAGAAAUCUGCAUUUGUAGUUGAGGUUUUCGAUGACAUGGUAGAGGGUGAUGAUUGUUACGUGGUUGAUGAAUUUGGAGAGGACUAGUUGCGUGAGUCAGAUGGUAUGAAUAGCAGUGGAGACAGUGUAAUGGACAAUGUAGACAUAGUGGAGGCACAGGUAGGUGCAAAUGAUCAGUCGGUGAAACAAAUAUGGGAGACGUCAACCUCUGAUAUACCAUGUUCAAUUGAAAAUGAAGCAUGAGUAGAAGUUGCAAAUGAUAAACCGGUUGGAUUUGCUGAACCAUCAACAAUUGGAAGUGCACCCGUUCACCCGUUGAUCAAUUAUACGCAUUUGAGGGUGCAUCAGGAGUGGAUGAUCAUGAAAACAUGCAAUUUGAGGAUGCAACAGGAUUGGAAGAUCCUGUUGACACACAGUUCGAGCAGCCCACGUUUGAGGGUGCAACAGGAUUGGAAGAUCUUAUAGCACACAAUUCGAGUAGCCCACGUUUGAGGGUGCAACAGGAUUGGAAGAUCUUGGAAAUGCACCUGUUAAACUCUCUGUUGAAGAAGCCAUUAAUGCUCAGAAUACUGGCAUUGGGUCUUCUGGUGAUGAAUCAGAGGUGGAAGAAGAGGAUAAUGAUAUUGGCCUGGAACAUUUCUCCGAUUUUGAAUACGAACAGGAGGAUAUGGAAGAGGACGACCAAGGUAAAGACACAUUUUUCAGAUCAAGUGAGGGAUUAGACUUCAGGCUGGGGAAUGUAGGCAAUGAGAGACCUAAUCAGCAAAAUGUAAACGUAAAUGCAGUAAACAGUAGUUCAGACUACGGGGACUCGGAUGACCUAAGAAGUAUGUCAAGUGGUGAUGAAGCGGGUGCCACAAGUAACAACAGGAGGGAAGUUUGGUUCAACCUUUCAACUGACAUGAAGGACCCUAAAUUCUAGAUUGGUUAGUCAACUGCAGAUUGGUUUACCUGUUUGGGGGGACUCAAACGUUUAUGCACAAUACCUUUGGGGCCCCUAAUGCUUAUUUUUAAAACGUUUGGGCCCCCAAAUUCUUAUUUAUCAUAGCUUUGGGGCCCCAGAUGCUUAGUUUUCGAAGGUUUUGGGCCCCAGAUGCUCAUAUUUCAAAGGUUUGGGGUCUCAGAUACUCAUUUGUCAUAUAUUUAGGUUCUUUUAUUCACAUAUACUAACAUGUUUGAAAUGUUCUACUGCACUAUACAGGUAUGAAGCUUGAGAACACACAAAUUUUGAGACCGGUUAUUGUACAAUACUCCGUGAAGAAUGCAAGAGAACUGCGAUAUGUGAAGAACGAACCACAUAGGAUAAGAGUAAAAUGUCAAGAGAAUUGUCCAUGGCAAUUGUAUGCCUACAAAUAGCAAGACAGCAGCUUAAGGAUCAACACGAUUUGGGGCAAACAUAGCUGUACGUUGGUCCGGCAAAACAGUAAGGUCCAUGUGGGUUUUUUGGCCAAGAAAUACCUACAUAAGUUCAGGUUGGAUCCGAAGUUAUCCAUGAACAGUUUCAUGGAAACAGUGAAGGAAGACUGUAUGUAUGAAAUAUCCAAUUAUCAGUUUUAUAGAAUAAGAGCAAAAUGUGCAGCAGUUGUGAUUGGACUUGUUGAGGGAAAUACAAGAUUCUUUGGGAUUGUGGGGAAGAGUUGAAGAAAACUAACUCUGGAAGUACUAUGCAGGUUGAGGGAACAGGAAGUGUAUUCAAGAAAAUGUAUGUAUGCUUGGGGCCAUGUAAAGAAGGUUUCAAGGCUAGUUGUAGGCCUGUGAUAGGACUUGAUGGGUGUUUUUUGAAAACUACACAUGGGGGUCAAUUAUUGGCAGCAGUGGGAAUUGACGGUGAGAAUUGUAUGUUCCUAGUUGCUUGGGCAGUCGUGGAUGCAAAGAAUAGAGCCAACUGUACUUGGUUUAUAGAACUUUUGGUGGUGGAUAUAGAAAUGUAUAAUAGUAGGGCUUGGACUUUCAUAUCUGAGAAGCAGAAGGAUUGAUUGAAGCCGUAAAUCAGUGUUGUGAAGGUGCAGAACACAGGUGCUGCGCCAGACAUUUGUACAGCAAUUUCACUCUCAAAUAUAAAGGGCUAACUCUGAAGAAUUUGUUCUGGGCUGCGGCUAGGUCUACAACUGUACCAAAGUAGAAUGUAGUUAUGAAUGAGAUGAAGACGGUGAAUGAAGAAGCCUUCUCUUGGUUCAAGGAAAAGCCUGCAGCUCAAUGGACGAGAUCUCAUUUCUAGGAGCAUACGAAGUGCGAUAUCUUGUUGAAUAACUUGUGCGAAGCUUUUAAUGCCUCCAUCGUUGUAGUUAGGGAAAAGCCUAUAAUCACAAUGUUGAAUAAGAUAAUGCAUCAACAAAUGACACAGAUGGCUGCAAAGAGGAAGGCAGCUCAAAGGUGGGAUCGUGCAGAUGGUCCAAAAAUUGUAGGGAUAAUUGAGAAGGCUAAAUCAGACGCCAGGUUUAUAAGGGCGGAUUAUGCAGGUAAUCAAAAUUUUGAAGUUUGCAACACAGAUGGUUUGAGGUGGAGUGUGGAUUUGGUGACAAAAGAAUGUGCAUGUAGGAAAUGGCAACUGAGUGGAAUUCCCUGUGCACAUGUCGUUUCUGGCAUGUUGUCAAAGAGAAUAGACAUAGAUGAAUUUGUAAAUGGAUGUUACAAGGAGAGAUAUCUAAUGGCAUACAACCCUGUGAUUCAGCCAAUGUCAGGUUUUAAACUUUGGCCUGCAUUAGGGAAACACCCAUUGAAGCCACCAGUGAAGAAAAAGCAGACAGGCAGGCAUGCCUAAAAAGCUCAGAAAAAGAUCUUAGACCGAACCACCUGUUGGAGUUAAAAUGACCCGAAUAGGCAUGCAAAUGACGUGUAAAAGGUGUGGAGAAGCUGGACACAAUAAGAGAACAUGCACUGUACAGACACAGCCUACUAAUGCACCACAGUCACAGUCAUAGAAGUGAAAGGGAAAGAAGUACAAAGCAGUGUAAUCUAGAUGUAUUGGAUGUAGGAAUGUAAUUGAACUUUUUGGAAUGUAUUCUAAAAUUUGAUGUUGCGGGAAUGGUACCAUGACAAUAUAUGUGUUAAGUGUUAAAAUA